AUCAUUCUCAUUCAUUAAUUUCUUAAAAUUCCUUGUAUUCACACGUUAUUUCGUGGGAUUAUUUUAUGAGCAAUAUGAUAAGUGGAGACUGUUUUUUAUUAAAUUUAGUAAACGAAUUCUGGGAAAGUGUGUGCCGGUAGAUAUAAGCUUAAUUACGGUCUCGCAAGAUGUGUAAAGAAGUUUCGUCUGUGAUCUAGUUUAAACGUCAUGACUACAAUGAAAAAUCCUAAUUCAUCGUCUUCUAAGCUUGCUCUGCUCAGCCAUAUAAAAUACGAGCACCUGGUAGCUGGUAUAUCAGGUGGCGUGACAUCCACUUUAAUUUUGCACCCUCUGGAUUUGAUAAAAAUUAGAUUUGCUGUAAACGACGGCAGGACCGCUACAGUACCUAGAUACGAUGGCCUUGGCAGCGCUUUCGUAACCAUAGUCAAGAAGGAGGGAGUAAAAGGACUCUACAGAGGCGUCACUCCCAACGUUUGGGGCUCCGGGUCAGCUUGGGGAUUUUAUUUCCUUUUCUAUAACGCAAUAAAAACAUGGAUUCAGGGGGGGAACGCUCGUACCCCUCUAGGGCCGGGGCUCCACAUGUUGGCGGCCGCCGAAGCUGGGGUUCUGUCCCUAGUUAUGACGAAUCCCAUCUGGGUAGUGAAGACUCGACUGUGCUUGCAGUACAGCGAGGAGCAUCUGGCCGAGCACAAGAGAUAUAAGGGCAUGGUUGACGGCUUGUCCAAGAUCUACAGGACAGAGGGAAUCAGAGGUCUUUAUAGGGGGUUUGUGCCCGGCAUGUUUGGAGUAUCACACGGUGCCCUGCAGUUCAUGACAUACGAGGAAAUGAAGAAUCGUUACAAUCAAUACAGGAAUUUGCCAAUUGAUAUCAAAUUGACGUCAGUGGAAUAUCUAACGUUCGCCGCGAUAUCUAAACUGAUCGCCGCCGGCGCCACCUACCCUUACCAAGUGGUGAGGGCGCGUCUCCAAGACCACCACCGCAGCUACGACGGCGCCUGGCACUGCAUCCGGGAGACCUGGAGGCACGAACGCUGGCAGGGUUUCUACAAGGGUCUGAAGCCAAAUCUGGUGCGGGUGGUUCCGGCCACUAUGGUCACGUUCUUGACAUACGAAAACGUUUCGCAUUACUUGUUGAAACGGGAGCAGGAAAUAAAGCUGCCUUCCUAGUAAACGGGAUUAGGGCAGUGUUUGAAAUAUUAAGUUAAUGAUAGGAACGCACUUUAUACGAUAGUAAAGGUAAAUUGCAUUGCCCAUAGAGUAGAUACGUUUUUUUAAGAAACUAUUGGACAUUGCCUUAUUAUGAGUUCAAACAAAAUUGAAACUAUGUCUCAACAUGGAAUUAAUGUAAAAUGAAAGUACUGGCACAGUUAAUAUAAAAUAUAUUUUGUUCAGUGACAACGUUGACCGUGUCCUUAACCUAUUUUUAAUGCUGGCCAUUUUUUACAUAUUGUGCAUAAAUCGUGUGUUU
This is a messenger RNA of Achroia grisella, 1468 nucleotides long. RefSeq names its product mitochondrial folate transporter/carrier. Gene Ontology annotation, biological process: folate import into mitochondrion; nucleotide transport. The coding region runs from base 208 to 1167 and encodes 319 amino acids. Lineage: Eukaryota; Metazoa; Arthropoda; Insecta; Lepidoptera; Pyralidae. The record is from RefSeq and is a predicted model, not a curated record. The transcript is spliced from 6 exons. Gene Ontology annotation, molecular function: folic acid transmembrane transporter activity; FAD transmembrane transporter activity. Gene Ontology annotation, cellular component: mitochondrion.